This is a messenger RNA of Caenorhabditis remanei, 2061 nucleotides long. RefSeq lists its product as uncharacterized. NCBI's taxonomy places the organism in Eukaryota, Metazoa, Nematoda, Chromadorea, Rhabditida, Rhabditidae. The record is from RefSeq and is a predicted model, not a curated record. The coding region runs from base 1 to 2061 and encodes 686 amino acids. The transcript is spliced from 5 exons. Gene Ontology annotation, biological process: embryo development. Gene Ontology annotation, molecular function: protein binding.
AUGUCACGUUUCCCUCUUCUCCGUCUUCCUACCUUACCUCUUUUGAAUUGUAUUCAAUAUCUGAAAGUAUUCGAAAUAAUCGAUUUCUCUCUUCUCUCGAAACGAACAAAGACCCUUGUCUCACUCGUCAACUGGAAUCAACCUGAUAUUCAUUUAAAUUUCAACGAAGAUUCACAAAUCUGUCUGAAAUUUCCAAACGAUCCAGGUCUGGAAUGGAUUCUGGACUUCGAAAACGAGUUUAAUGAUGAAUUGAAUCAUACAACUAGAGCAAUCGAUGGAAAUCAGUUUCCAUCAUACAUUGCUUCAGCUCUCCACGGUCCGAAAGCAUUUCAUUAUCUGACAUUUCCAAAUGAUGACAACUUCGAAACAAUGCGGAAAAUGGCGGAACAUGUUUCAGCGAUAUUCCGAACACCGAUCGCAAGUUUCGAAAUACAUCAACAGAGCGAUCCAUCGACAAUGUCAAUUGUAAAAUGGUUCUGUACGUUGCAACCAUCAGUUGUGGAUUUUCAUAUUAAAAUAGAUGAUAUAACUGCCCCCACCUUAUUGUUUAUUCUAGAUAAUAUCAAAAUGACUGAUAACUUUAGUUGGGAAUUGAAAAUGAAUACCCCAGAUUUCGAAUACACCAAAGCAAUCGACAUUCCCUCAGUUAUAUUAUCUCAUUCUCAGUGGAUAACACUGAAAUCUAUACUGAAUUCAAGCAGUCGAGUGCUCGUUCUGGAAGAAUCCAAUUUGACUUUUUGGGAUAUCAAUAGCUUCUUAAUGCACUGGCUGAACGGAUCCAAUCCACAACUUGAGUAUAUUGCUAUUCGACGAUCAAUGAAAGGGAAGGCAAUCGAAGAAGAUAUUGAAGAAGCCUUCCAGAUAAUAACAAAGGAUCUCGAGGUCAGGGAGCAUGAGGAAAACGAAAAGAGACCGAUGCGAAUAUCAAUAUCGCUCCAUCGACCAUCAUCAUACUCACCUCCAAACGACUGGUGUUAUGAUAUAGUGAGAGAUGAUGGAACCAUUGGAACAUUUCAUCAAACUUACAGUAGCGAGCAUAGAAUCGAUUUCUCUCUUCUCUCGAAACGAACAAAGACCCUUGUCUCACUCGUCAACUGGAAUCAACCUGAUAUUCAUUUAUAUUUCAUCGAAGAUUCACAAAUCUGUCUGAAAUUUCCAAACGAUCCAGGUCUGGAAUGGAUUCUGGACUUCGAAAACGAGUUUAAUGAUGAAUUGAAUCAUACAACUAGAGCAAUCGAUGGAAAUCAGUUUCCAUCAUACAUUGCUUCAGCUCUCCACGGUCCGAAAGCAUUUCAUUAUCUCACAUUUCCAAAUGAUGACAACUUCGAAACAAUGCGGAAAAUGGCGGAACAUAUCUCAAAAAUAUUCAGAACACCGAUAGCAAGUUUCGAAAUACAUCAACAGAGCGAUCCAUCGACAAUGUCAAUUGUAAAAUGGUUCUGUACGUUGCAACCAUCAGUUGUGGAUUUUCAUAUUAAAAUAGAUGAUAUAACUGCCCCCACCUUAUUGUUUAUUCUAGAUAAUAUCAAAAUGACUGAUAACUUUAGUUUGAACUUGGAAGUGAACACCCCAGAUUUUGAAUAUAACCAAGCAAUCGACAUUCCCACGUUGAUAUUAUCUCAUUCCCAUUGGAUAACACUGAAAUUUAUACUGAAUUCAUGCAAUCGAGUGCUCGUUCUGGAAGAAUCCUAUUUGACUCUUCACGAUAUCAAUACUCUGCUGAAAUGUUGGUUGAAAGGAUCCAAUCCACAACUUGAGUAUAUUUCUAUUCGACGAUCAAUAAAGAUAAUGGAAGAGAAUGUUGAAGAAGUCUUCCAGAUAAUAACAAAGGAUCUUGAUGUUAGGGAGAAUGUGGUGGAUGAGAGGAGACCAAUGCAAAUAGUGCUCCAUAAAAAGGCAACAUACCAACUAUCCAAUUCGCUAUGUUAUGAUAUAGUAAGAGAUGAUGGAACCAUUGGAACAUUUCAUCAAACUUACUAUGAUCGUUCGGAUGACUCCAAUUCCGAUGGCUAUAUUAAGCUUCACUAUUUCUAUUUGCAUGUCUGGAAUAAUAAGAUUUAA